This is a messenger RNA of Malania oleifera, 3779 nucleotides long. Its product is annotated as U-box domain-containing protein 33. The coding region runs from base 861 to 3566 and encodes 901 amino acids. Lineage: Eukaryota; Viridiplantae; Streptophyta; Magnoliopsida; Santalales; Ximeniaceae. Gene Ontology annotation, biological process: protein phosphorylation; protein ubiquitination. The transcript has 9 exons. Gene Ontology annotation, molecular function: ATP binding; ubiquitin-protein transferase activity; protein kinase activity. The record is from RefSeq and is a predicted model, not a curated record.
AUCUGAAAAAAUUUCUGGACGUAUCGUCGUUUUCUUCCACCGUACAACACAGGGAAAUGUGUGAACCGUGGGAUUCGUCGAUCGAGCUGGCUAUACGGUGGGAUGGACUUCGAGGAAGGGAGCUUUCGAUGCCUCCAAUCUGUCUUGGAUCUUGAAAACAGACUCAGAAAGGAUGACAAUGGGGUCGGAACUUUCCUUUUCUUCGGGUAAUGGAUUUUCAAUGGAAUCUUCAGUGGAGCCCACUGUUGCUCUCCAAUUUCUAUGAAACUUCUUCCUUAAGCUAUUCAAUUUAAGCAAGACAAGACGGUUUGAGAGCGUGGUUUAUGUGGUUGAAGCCUGAAGGCAUGGAGCCCGCCAUGGAAUUGUUUAUGGUUUAAAGCUUCGUCGGAGACUGGAAGACAAGAAAUCCCUUUUCAGCCUAAUAUAUCAUAGCUACAGGGAUCUCUUGGAACUCGGUUCAUUUCGGCUUGAUUUGGUUCGGAUAAGCUGAAAAGAAAAUUGCUGUAGGCUCAAUCAGUUGGAAAGGAGUUUGAUGUUUUGGGUGAUUGAUACAUGUCUAUGAGAAGUUACUUGAAAUCUUCUGCUUAGGGUUUGGGUAAUUUAAGAUACAGGGGCGCAAAGAGUUGCAAUUGCCUACUACGACAAAUUUGACUAGGUGUGAGCACGGAGCGAGAGGACUGUUGAUUGUUGAAAUUGUUCAGUGUGAGAGAUUUGGUGUUUUGAGAGAGAGAGAGAGAGAGAGAGAGAGAGAGAUGGAAUCAGAGAAUUCCACAUUUUGUAGAGCGAGGAACGAGCAAAGGGGAGGAGAGAGAAACUUGUAGUUUGAGAGAUUGAGAUUUUAUUGCUUGCUAGCUCUUUCCAUGGCUGUGAUGAGUCCUGUCUCUGCAUUUGCACAUCAAAUCAGUCCGAUCAGGUUUCGUGACGUUGGAGUCUCGGGAACCAUGCCGAGCACUGGGGAAAUUACAGAGGAACCUGUGGCGCAACUGAUCGAAGAGAAGAUAUACGUUGCGGUGGGAAAAGAUUUGAAAGAAAGCAAAUUGACUCUGCUGUCGGCGUUGCAUAACUCCGGAGGCAGAAGGAUAUGCAUCCUUCAUGUCCAUCAGCCUGCGCAGUUGAUCCCCUUGAGCGAGUUUGGCACAAGACUUCCAGCCAGCAGAGUGACAGAACAGCAGGUCACAGCAUAUCAAAAAAUUGAAAGGCAAAACAUGCAUAAGAUCCUGGAUGACUACCUUGUCAUGUGUCACCAAAGAGGGGUGCAAGCAGAGAAACUAUAUACUGAAAUGUGCUGUAUUGAGAAGGGGAUUGUGGAACUUGUUUCUCAGUGUGGGAUUAGGAAGCUCAUUAUGGGAGCAGCAGCGGACAAGCAUUACUCAAGGAAAAUGACAGAACUGAAGUCUAAGAAAGCCAUCUAUGUAUGCUCAGAAGCACCUGCUUCCUGUCAUAUUCAGUUUUUGUGCAAGGGGCGUCUCAUCCACACAAGGGAAAGUAGUUCAGAUGGAGUUGAUAUAUUGGUGAGGCCUUUGCCACAGCAAGUGCCUCCAAACAUUGAAACGGAGCAGUCAAAGAACUUGAGAUCACAAUCACUUGCACUUGGGCAGAAUACUUACCUAGGAACGAGUAAUCCAGGUCAUUACAUGAUGCAACGAGUAACGUCUGUCAAUUUUGAUGUGCAUAGAGGUGGAGAAGUUCUACCUCUUUCUUCACCAGAUACUGGAGAAGCAGUUACUUCUCCAAGCAAGUUCGAUGCAGAGGGAAGUUCUGAUGAAUGUGAUUGGACAUCAAUAAGGAGUUCUUCUCACGGCUCGGGUACAUCGUCAUGCUCUUCUAGGGAAAUAGUUGGCCAUAAAGCUCUAAUUCCAAUUUUCAGAACUAAGAGAAAGAAAGAAAAGUUAGAGAAGUUACUCACACUGCCUCAGUCUAAUGAGGAUCUUCAUAGUUCGUCUCCUCCCAGUGUUCUGGAAGGACGUAUGAAUGAUGAACUUUAUGAUCAGCUUGAACAAGCCAUGGUGGAGGCUUCCAAGCAAGAUGCAUUUGAAGAGUCGGUCAGGCUUGGGAAAGUUGAUAGGGAUGCCAUUGAGGCAAUUUGCAAGGCUAAAACAUCAGAGAGCUUGUACAUGGGAGAGUCGAAACGAAGAAAGGAAAUCGAGGAAGCAUUAGCAAAAGAGAAUAGUGAGCUUGCAAAGAUUAAGAACCAGCGAGAUGAAGUCAUGAAAGAACUGCAGAUUGCUCUGGAGCAGAAGCAAUUUCUGGAGAGCCAAAUUUCAAAUUCUGACCAAAUAGUGAAGGAAUUAGAGGAGAAAAUAAUCUCAGCUGUGGAGCUGUUGCAAAAUUACAAAAGAGAACGAGAUGAGCUGCAGAUAGAGCAUGACAAAGCUCUCAAAGAAGCCGAAGAGCUGAGGAAAAAACAGGUGGAGGAGGCCUCCAUGCACAUGCUGCGGUUAUUCUCUGAGUUCUCAUUCUCAGAAAUUAAAGAAGCAACUCAUAAUUUUGACCCAUCCUUGGAGAUUGGGGUAGGUGGUUAUGGGAGCAUUUAUCAAGGUAUCCUUCGCCAUACUCAGGUGGCUAUAAAGAUGCUGCGCCCUAAUGGCUCUCAGGGCCCAACAGAAUAUCAACAAGAAGUUGAAGUACUGAGUAGGUUAAGGCAUCCCAACCUUGUCACUCUCAUUGGAGCUUGCCCAGAAGCUUGGGCUCUAAUCUAUGAAUAUCUUCCCAAUGGGAGCCUUGAGGACCGUCUCCACUGCAGAGACAACACUGCGCCACUAUCAUGGCAAACUCGAAUUCGGAUUGCUGUUGAAUUGUGUUCCGUCCUCAUCUUCCUACAUUCCAUUGAACCUCACAGUAUAGUACAUGGUGAUUUAAAACCUUCCAAUAUUCUCCUUGAUGCCAACUUUGUUAGCAAACUCAGUGACUUUGGAAUCUGUCGUCUAAUUGCUCGGAAUGAAAAUUUGAUCAGUAAUACAACACUGUGUCAUAUAACCAACCCAAAAGGCACUCCUAUGUACAUGGAUCCAGAGUUCACAUUAACUGGAGAGCUUACUCCAAAAUCAGAUGUUUACUCAUUUGGAAUUAUAUUGCUACAGUUACUGACAGGGAGACCAGCAUUGGGAAUCACAAAAGAAGUGCAAUACGCACUAGACAAAGGGAAUUUGAAUACCCUGUUGGAUCCUUCGGCUGGGGACUGGCCUUUUGUGCAGGCCAAACAGUUGGCUCAUUUGGCAUUGAGGUGCUGUGAGAUGAACCGGAGGAACAGGCCAGACCUUGCAUCGGAGGUAUGGAGGGUGCUUGAACCAAUGAGGCUUUCAUGUGGAGGCUCACCAUCAUCCCGACUGGGUUCGGAAGAACACAAGCAGAUUCCACCAUAUUUCAUUUGUCCUAUUUUUCAGGAAGUCAUGCAAGAUCCUCAUGUAGCAGCCGAUGGCUUUACUUAUGAAGCAGAGGCAAUCAGAGGAUGGCUGGACAGUGGUAAUGAUACUUCGCCCAUGACAAACCAUAAGCUUGCACACUGCAAUCUCGUCCCAAACCAGGCCAUUCGUUCUGCGAUUCAGGAGUGGCUGCAACAGCGUUAAAAGAAAUAUAUUUCAUUUCAUUUUAUAUUUUCUUUGUUCAAAAUGAUCUCUGCAAUGCUUUUUCUUCUGUGUCUUUUUCCCUUUUCGUCUUUCACUACUGGUUCUUGUUGCAUCCACAUGAUAGUUUCAUUCCGUUGUACAUACAUGCUGUAGCUGUGUAGCAUGCUGUUGAUGGUCGCGAUUGACAUUAUGAAAUUAAAUACCAUUUGAUCA